This is a messenger RNA of Sphenostylis stenocarpa, 1476 nucleotides long. The record is from the annotation of a GenBank genome assembly. NCBI's taxonomy places the organism in Eukaryota, Viridiplantae, Streptophyta, Magnoliopsida, Fabales, Fabaceae.
AUGUCCAAUUCUGAACACAAGAUCAUCACUGGACAUGCCGGCUAUGUCCUUGAAGAUGUCCCUCAUCUAUCUGACUACAUCCCCGACCUCACUACAUAUCCUAAUCCGUUGCAAGACAAUCCUUCCUAUUCAGUUGUUAAGUACGUUGCUUGCUAUGUAUUAAACUUGAAGUUUGAAUUGAUUCUUCCUGGUGUUGGCAACAUUCUGUUGAUGUGGAAGAUACUGUUGCGCAAAAGGCAAGCUGUUGUUGUUAUAGUUGUACAUAAGGAUAGCUCAAGAGGGACUCAUUUUCGCCGAGCCGGGCCUCGUCAAAAGGUAUAUUUUGAGUCCGAGGAUGUGUACGCUUGUAUUGUCACAUGUGGAGGUCUUUGUCCCGGUGUAAAUACAUUGAUCAGGGAAGUAGUUUGCGGGUUACACCAUAUGUAUGGGGUGCAUAAAGUACUGGGAAUAGAGGGAGGGUAUAGAGGUUUUUAUUCUCGAAAUACAAUUCCAUUGACACCAAAGGAUGUGAAUGACAUCCACAAACGUGGUGGAACCAUCCUCGGUACCUCACAGGGAGAAGGAAGUAAUGAUACUUCAAAGAUUGUUGAUAACAUUCAGGAUCGGGGAAUUAAUCAGGUUUACAUACUUGGAGGAGAUGGAACCCAGAGAGGGGCUUCUGUGAUUUUUGAGGAAAUUAGAAGACGUGGCUUGAAAGUUUCAGUGGUGGGAAUUCCGGAAUCUGUUGAUAAUGAUAUCCCAGUUAUUGAUAAGUCAUUUGGUUUUGACACUGCUGUUGAAGAGGCACAACGGGCCAUAAAUGCUGCUCACGUGGAAGCAGAAAGCACAGAGAAUGGUAUUGGUGUUGUCAAGCUAAUGGGUCGUCAGAGUGGAUUCAUAGCCAUGUAUGCAACUCUUGCCAGCCGAGAUGUAGAUUGUUGCUUAAUUCCAGAGUCACCCUUUUACCUUAAGGGUCCAGGUGGACUCUUUGAGUUCAUUAGGAAAAGACUCACAGAAAAUGGGCACAUGGUUAUAGUAAUAGCCGAAGGUGCAGGUCAAGAAAAUAUGCAGGAUGUUUUGGGCAACAAGUUACUUCAAGAUGUUGGUUUGUGGUUAUCCCAGAAGAUUAAGGACCACUUCGCAGAAAGUCAAAAAAUGGCUAUAACUCUGAAAUACAUUGAUCCCACGUACAUGAUUCGUGCUGUUCCAAGUAUUGCAUCUGAUAAUGUAUCGUGCACUCUCCUCGCUCAAAGUGCGGUUCAUGGUGCAAUGGCUGGAUACACAGGCUUCGCAGUUGGUACCGUCAAUGGCAAGCAUGCUUAUAUUCCAUUUUAUCGGAUAAAUGAGAAUGAGAAGAAGGUUGUCAUAACUGACCGCAUGUGGGCAAGGUUACUGUCUUCAACCAAUCAACCAAGCUUCUUGAAUCCUAAAGAAAUUACCACUACUGCACAAAUGGAACACCACACAUCAAACGACAAACCAUUGUCACAUCAUUAA